UGAGUUACUUUUGUAUUUAUAUUAGUAAAGAUUAUAGUAAUUCCGGCUCCCCCUCUUUAGCUGAUAACCGACCAGCACUAUCAUAGUGUGUUAUCACCGUGUUAACCUGCGAGAUUAUAAUGAUACGUUCGGGCAUGGCCAGUUAUACCUAAUUAGGCGCUUGCAAAACCGUCGGUCAUGCAUGCGCUUAUUAUUCAUUCGCCAGUCAUAUACAGUUGACCCGUGGACUUGCAGAAGGCACAAUCGAAAUGUAAUUUCAUUUUGACGCGUCUUUUCCCUAUACCCUUUGCAGUUUUAGUUACAAGUUAUAUUGAGGGAUCCGUUCUUUGCGUGUCUUGCUCCCGGUUUUUUUUAGUUAAGAAUAGUGGACUAAUCAUUUUGGUGGGUAGAAAGAUAUUAUUGUGAUGCGCGCGAGUGGCAAGUGGGUGGUGCUAUGGUCGCUGUGGGCGGCGCGGCUGGUGCGGCAGCCGACGCCGCCGGUGCCCGUUAGCGGCGGCUGGCUGCGCGGCUCCGUCUCUGCUGAUGGCUCUUACGCACAGUACUCCGGCGUGCCUUAUGCCGUCAACCAGGAUAGGUUUCAGGCACCUGCACCGGCGCCCACCUGGGAUGGAGUGGUAGACGCCAUAAACGAGCACAUCCGAUGCACGCAGUCAGGAGGAUUCUCGGGCGGCAUAGUGGGCCAAGACGACUGCCUAACACUCAACAUCUACACACCCUUACACAACUCCCAAUCUAGCCCACUCCCAGUCAUGGUCUUCAUUCACGGUGGAGGUUUUAUCGAAGGAUCAUCCACCAAGAGCAUAUACGGCCCUGACUACUUAAUGAGUAAAGGAGUAGUGCUGGUUACGAUCAACUACCGACUUAACGUUGAAGGUUUCCUCAACUUGGGAAUCAAAGAAGCGCCUGGAAAUGCUGGCAUGAAAGACCAGGUGGCAGCUUUGAGAUGGGUACAAAAAAAUAUAAGAGCGUUCGGUGGCGAUCCCGACAACGUCACCAUUUUUGGGGAGAGCGCAGGAAGCGCAUCAGUCUCCUACCAUGUCCUAUCUCCUAUGUCCAAAGGCUUGUUCCACAAGGCUAUAUUACAAAGUGGCUCGUCACUUUCCAGUUGGUCAUUCCAGCACGAUCCAUUUGACGCAGCUAUUAGUAAAGCAAAGAAUGUGGGGUAUACUGACUUAUCUGAAAAUGCUCUAGAUUUAUACAAGUUUUUCAUGAGCAAAACAUCCAGGGAACUUUUAGAAACAAGAGUUCCAAAAACAGAGGGAGAUCUUGUGAUAUCGCGACUACUAUUUACGCCGAGUGUAGAGCAAAAAAUUGAAGGUGUUGAGCCAUUUUUGACUGAAACUCCAUAUAAAAUUCUGUCCGAAGGCAGAUACAAUAAAGUCCCUUUGAUAAUCGGGUCUAAUUCUGACGAAGGGUUGUUAUUCAUGAAUAUGGAAACAGACGAUGAUAUAAAGAAUUUAAAAUUUGAAGUAGCUUUGCCAAAAAAUUUGAUCUUCCCGUCUGUUGAUGAACGGAAAAAAUUGGCUGAUGAAGUCCAUAAACUUUAUUUGGGAGAUGAUGAGAUUACCGUAGAUAACAGGGCUAAGCUGUCCAAGUUUGCUGGUGAGCCGUUUUUCAACUAUUUCGCGGCAGAAGAGACGAGUUUGAUCAUGAAGACGACCGACAAGCCCGUCUAUCAUUACCUCUUCGACUAUGACGGAUGGAAGAACGUUAUCAAACUGUCUGCGAGUAGCUCGUUGAAGAAGCUGAAGGGCGCAUCGCACGCCGACGAACUCUUCUAUCUGUUCAGCCAACUACCCUCGAUGUUUGAGAACAAAAUGAUCGAGGUGAUGACGACGUUGUGGACAAAUUUCGCUAAAUACGGGGACCCUACGCCAGCUGUGACAGACCUCCUCCCCGUAAAGUGGCCAGCAGUGAGGACGGAGGACCAGCGGGCCCUGGUCAUAGACAAGGAGCUCAGCAUCAGCCCCAUAUGGCAAGACCGGCUGCUGUUCUGGAGGGAUGCUUAUGCCAAAUACCGAAGAAAAUGAUCUAAACGUCAUAGCUUAAGGACUUAACUUGUGUGCUUAGUUGUGGUGUUCAGCAUUUAAAGGCAGUGGAAAUACAGUUCCCACCAUAUUUUGAAACUUAUUGGCUUGUCGUAUCGUAUGGACCAAAAUGAAAAAUGUGUUUUUGUCAUGACUGUUAAAAGGUUAACUCGUGUUUAGGAACUCGAUUUUGGUUCUACCUCACCUGUAUCAUGGUUACGAAAUGUGCAAGGAAGAUAGUAAGAUCCAAUACAGCUAAAU
Molecule: messenger RNA, 2288 nt
Organism: Ostrinia furnacalis (Asian corn borer)
Lineage: Eukaryota; Metazoa; Arthropoda; Insecta; Lepidoptera; Crambidae
Product: esterase FE4
Exons: 3
Coding region: 405-2030 (541 amino acids)
Source: RefSeq, a predicted model, not a curated record